Messenger RNA from Magnolia sinica, 522 nucleotides. RefSeq names its product exocyst complex component SEC3A-like. The transcript has 2 exons. The record is from RefSeq and is a predicted model, not a curated record. Bases 19 to 330 code for a protein of 103 amino acids. NCBI's taxonomy places the organism in Eukaryota, Viridiplantae, Streptophyta, Magnoliopsida, Magnoliales, Magnoliaceae.
CAUUUUUUUGCACAGUUCAUGUGCUUUGAAGUUCUUGCAUUUGUUCCACCCGCUAAUUCCAGUAAAAGCGGUGCCACUGCUGAUGAUGCUAAUGACGAUGAGUUGAGCCUUAUGGACCUUGACGGAAAUGACAUAAAGCCUAGCACUAAUUUUGCUGAGCUAGGAGCAUUAAAUGAAUCUCUACAAGAGUUGCUCGAUGGGAUCCAAGUAACUUUCUUCCAAUCUGAUUUUCUAUCUAUGCUCAUGGACAAUGUUAGUUACAGGAAAUCACAUUUGGGCUUUUUAUAUCUAGGGUGGGAAAUGGUCUCUAGGGAAGGAAGUUUCCCCUGAGCCUAUGGGUGUUGUUUUUUACAAGUUUGUAUAGUUUCCUCUUGCUACAAUCUACUACUGCAUCUCUGGUAGAAUUCUAACAUAUUCCUUCCUGGACCAUCAACAAAAAGGCUGUUAAAACUAUGGGUGGAAUUUAUUAGCUGCAUACUUAAGUUGUGAAACCAUGAUGACUAAAUAAAAACCCCAGAAAGA